GAUAAAGUGCUUUGAUAAGUUAUCUUCAGAUAAUAGUAACUGGCAAAAUUAGCCUUUAAGAAAACACUUAGCACCUUAGUGCGAAGGAAAUGUGGGUGUUUUGUUGACUUCAGCUUAUGCUACUUUAGCUAGUUCCUUGCUGAUUUGUGCUCUGGGCUCAUGGCUCCCAAGUACAAGCUAACUUACAUUAACAGGAAGGGCAUUGCAGAAUAUGUCAGAUACCUACUUGCCUACUUAGGAGAGGACUUUGAGGACGUCAGGCUGGACUACGACAAGUGGAAGAGUGGUAGCUUGAAACACACCACUCCCUUUGGCAGGAUACCGUACCUGGAGGUAGAUGGCAAAGUCCUUACGCAGACUAUAGCCAUCGCUCGCUACCUCGGCAAGGAGGCAGGACUUGGUGGCAGGAACAACUGGGAAGAUAUGCAGAUUGACAUCAUGGCUGACACCAUCGUGGAUUUGCGAACUCCAAUUACACUAUUUAUGUUCGACGCUGAUGAAAAAGCUAAGAAAAUCAAGAGGGAUGCUUACGUCAAUGAAAUGUUACCUUUUUACAUGAAGAAACUAGAUGCUGUGGUGAAGGAAAAUGAAGGAUAUUUAGCAAAUAAAAAGCUAUCAUGGGCAGAUUUUGUGUUUGCCUCAUUCAUUGAAUUUGUGAAUGACAACUGUGACAUACCAGACCCGGUCACAGAGUAUCCCCACCUCAAAAAGCUACAGCAGACAGUGUUCAGCCUCCCGCAGAUCAAGAAAUGGCGGACUGAUCGACCUCACACUCACCAUUAGCAAUUGAUUUGACACCUGGGAAAAUAUACAUCUCUCAAAUUUGGCUUGCUGAAUGAAUUGUUUUGUAAACCAAACAUGCAAGUCCUUUUCAUGAAUAAAUUUCCUAGCAUCUGGAGAAGAAUCAGUGUUGUCAUAAUAUGAGCUGAUUCACAUACAUAAGAAAGUUCAUGAUAUUUCAUCUUUAGAUUUGCCAAACUAUUGUAAUUUUUCAUAUUGGUUUUUAUGAAUUAAGUGUUUGGGAAAACUAUUUCUUGUACAAAUUAUGAUAAGUUGCUGUUUGUCUACUAGAAGAUGUUAAUGUAAGAAUAAUUAUCUAUCUUUUUUUUUACAUAAAAUAUUUUUAUAUUUUGUUUUCAUAUACUUCAAACUAUCCACUACGAUGUUAA
This is a messenger RNA of Homalodisca vitripennis (glassy-winged sharpshooter), 1169 nucleotides long. RefSeq names its product glutathione S-transferase-like. NCBI's taxonomy places the organism in Eukaryota, Metazoa, Arthropoda, Insecta, Hemiptera, Cicadellidae. The record is from RefSeq and is a predicted model, not a curated record. Gene Ontology annotation, biological process: glutathione metabolic process. Gene Ontology annotation, molecular function: glutathione transferase activity. The transcript has 5 exons. The coding region runs from base 160 to 783 and encodes 207 amino acids.